Molecule: messenger RNA, 606 nt
Organism: Penaeus indicus
Lineage: Eukaryota; Metazoa; Arthropoda; Malacostraca; Decapoda; Penaeidae
Exons: 4
Coding region: 1-606 (201 amino acids)
Source: RefSeq, a predicted model, not a curated record
AUGAUUUACGCUAACUUAAAAAAUGAUGUAGAUUUCAAGGGUCAGCUGACAGCCGCCGACGUGCGCCUCCUGCCCAGUAUCCUGAGGAAUCUGGAAGUGAAGACGGACAGGGAAGGCUUCAGGGCCCUGGCAGCAAGCCUUCCUCGCCUGGUGAAGCUGGAGCAUUUAGACUUCGAAGGCCACCUGACGGAGGCAGAGAUGCCCCUCCUGCCCGAGGUGCUCUUCUCGCUCAGGGUCCAGACAGACGGCGCGGGUCUCCGGGCUCUGGCAAGGAGACUUCCCUGCUUGACAAAGCUGUUAUCGUUGACUGUAAGGCUGCUGGACUGCCCUCCAGUUGACUCUAUGAGCGCCCUUCCCUGUGAGGUAAAGCACCUGACUCUGGACCUCAAGCAUGUCACGCCCCCUUCCUGGGAGUGGGUGUGCGACGCCGUGCACGUCCUCUGCUCUUCACGUAGACAGGAGUUUUACGUAAACGUCCCAUUAGGCUGCGACGCCCUUCAGGUGCAGAGCGUCUGGCAGGAGCUCCGGGACCGAGGCGCGCAAAUGUUCGGGAAAAGUUCGAAGCAGAUUCGAAUCCUGUCGUGGAACCUCAGCUGCAAGAUAUAG